This is a messenger RNA of Lodderomyces beijingensis, 1206 nucleotides long. Lineage: Eukaryota; Fungi; Ascomycota; Pichiomycetes; Serinales; Debaryomycetaceae. The record is from the annotation of a GenBank genome assembly.
AUGGACAGCCUGUUUAGCAACGAAAACGACCCGCAGAUAACUCAACCCCCAUCCCAUCCGAAUCAAGAGGAUGUCGGGACUCCACUGGUGGAAUCACGCGAAGCAUCAACAUCAGCAUCAGGAUCAACAACAGCAAGUGGUGGAGUUAAAAGCAGCACCCCCGUGAUCAACGACUUUACAUGUCAUUGGAAAAACUGCCGACACCCCAACCACAAUGACUUGACGAACGUCGUGAACCACGUGAACAAUGUCCACAUUGGAGCGAUGCAGCCACAACCAAACACCAUCAAAUAUAUUUGCUAUUGGGAAGGCUGUGCUAGAUUUGGCAUUGAGCAGCCUAGUCGAUUCGCCUUGAUCCUGCAUUGUCGUACUCACACCGGUGAGAAACCAUUCUUUUGCACCAUACCUGAAUGCGAGAAACACUUCACGCGGUCGGACGCGUUGACUAAGCACAUCAAGGGAGUUCACGAUUUGCACAACGUCAAGGACCAGUUGAACGCGAUGAAAGAAAAAGCUCGGAAAUUGCAGUGUGAUUACGGGUUUGAUGUCGAGCAUCUUGGCGAGGAAGAGUACAUUAAGAUGAUUCAAGGUGAUUUUGAAAUCAAGACCCCGUGGUGGUUUACGCAGCAAGCGGUUGAUGUUUUACAACGAUGCCAAAAGGGUGAGUUGAAUCUGGAGAAUUUACCAUUUGAUUUCACCCAGUACAAGUUGGCCAAUGCGAGAAUCAAGCAUUACUUGAGCCAACAGAAUCACGGACAAGAGGGAGAUGUGCCGCCGUUUAUCACAAACAAUGAUUCAAAUAACGGAGCGGUGAAUAUCGUUAAAAAGCAGUUGCAGUUUGAAAAUCCCGGUAAAAAAAGUGCCGAAAUUAAUAGCAACAAGAUGUUGCAAAAGUUGUCGAGCGACUCGUUGGGUCUCGUUUCGCAGUAUCACAAGGACGACACAAGUAUAGACAAGAUCACCGACUUGGCGUCGUUGAAAGCAUUGCAUGAUAAACUCUUGAACCAUUUGAACACGGCGAUGAAGAUAAACAAAGUGGUUACGAAUAAACUCAGUCUGGUCAUUUUGGAAAAGAGGAAAUUGUGGCUCCGUAAUCAGGUUUUGAUCGAUGCUAAUAUCGAGAUUGGCUUGCCUCCCGAGCACAAUGCCCUGGCUCCUCAUCGCGUGAUGCAGGAUAAAUACGAUAAGGAGAUACUACGGGGGUGA